AUGACUGUUCAGCGCAUUCUAAUACUCACAGGUGAUUUUGUUGAGGACUACGAGAUCAUUGUCCCAUUCCAACUUUUGCUUACAAUCGGACACAAGGUUGAUGUGGUUUCACCUGGGAAGAAAGCUGGUGACUUCCUAGCUACUGCCAUUCAUGAUUUCGAAGGCUACCAAACUUAUACCGAGAAACGCGGCCACAACUUCGAGCUAAAUGCCACCUACUCUGACGUGAAAGCGAGUGAUUACGAUGCAUUGGUUAUUCCAGGCGGACGUGCCCCGGAACAUCUCGCAACCGAUGAGAGCGUUCUAGAGCUUGUCCGUGCUUUCACGAGUGCGAACAAGCCAAUCGCUGCCAUCUGCCACGGCCCACAGCUUCUAUUAGCAGCCGAAAUACUCUCGGGGCGGAAGGUUGCUGCCUACCCAGCCAUUAAGUCUCAAGUGACAGCGGCCGGCGCUCAGUACCAGGAUAUUGAAAUUGAUGGUGCUGUAACAGACGACAAGCUGGUAACAGCGCCAGCUUGGCCGGCGCAUCCAGCAUGGAUGAGUCACUUCCUAAAGGUUCUAGGUACGAAAAUCGACCCAUGA
Molecule: messenger RNA, 582 nt
Organism: Lachancea meyersii CBS 8951
Lineage: Eukaryota; Fungi; Ascomycota; Saccharomycetes; Saccharomycetales; Saccharomycetaceae
Source: the annotation of a GenBank genome assembly